Molecule: messenger RNA, 13364 nt
Organism: Ooceraea biroi (clonal raider ant)
Lineage: Eukaryota; Metazoa; Arthropoda; Insecta; Hymenoptera; Formicidae
Product: Kinesin heavy chain 73
Biological process (GO): microtubule-based movement
Molecular function (GO): microtubule binding; microtubule motor activity; ATP binding
Source: RefSeq, a predicted model, not a curated record
GAUUGGUCGCAGCUGGACUGCUCGACGUGCGAGCCAAUGACACGCAAGAUCGUGUCGCGCCCCCCUCUCGCGGCCGGACGUUUUUGACGUCAGGUGCUUAUCGAACCGCGAGCGUUCCUAGCGGCGAUUCACGGAAACACGCUCGCUUGAUAUCCUCAAUAGGAGGACCGCCGUCGUUGUCUGGCGUACGACGGGACUUGGAGCUCUAGCAAUAUGGCGAAGUGUGUCACGGUGGGCUCGGUGGUGUAGAUCGUCGGUAGUGCCGUUCCGAAAGAUGACAAGCCCGCGGUAUGGGUUGAGAAUAAUGUAGCGGCCGCUCGUGCUUGAGAUCAGCGUGGUGCCAGUCAGCGUAAUCACGUGUGUACGUCAACGUAACACUGCGCCGUCGUAACCCCCCGUUCACGUUCACGGGUCGCGCUCCGCGUUCUUAACGUGUUGAUACGAGGUGGUGCGCGUUACCGGUGUCCAAUAAAGAGCAGCAGCGAGAGAGCCAUGGCUACGGAUAAGAUAAAAGUCGCCGUGCGGGUACGGCCGUUCAGUCGCAGAGAGCUGGAACUUGGUACGCAAUGCGUCGUUGAAAUGACGGGACAGCAGACCAUCUUGCAGCAUCCUAUCACGAUGGACAAGAUCGAUCGGAACAAACCGAAGACCUUCGCCUUCGAUCACUGCUUCUACUCGCUGGAUCCCAUAGUGGGGAACUACGCCAGUCAGGAGAUCGUCUUCGAUGCCCUAGGUCUCGAUAUCCUGGACAAUGCCUUCCAGGGUUACAACGCCUGUAUAUUCGCCUACGGGCAGACUGGCUCCGGGAAGUCUUACACAAUGAUGGGCAGCGGCGACAAUAAGGGGAUAAUACCGCGGCUGUGCGACAACCUCUUCGACAUGAUCGCGAAACAACAGAGUUCCGAGCUCACAUACAAAGUCGAGGUCUCGUACAUGGAGAUCUACAACGAGAAGGUGCACGAUCUGCUGGACCCGAAGCCAAACAAGCAAUCGCUCAAAGUCAGGGAACACAAUGUCCUGGGGCCCUACGUGGACGGGCUCAGUCAAUUGGCGGUCACUUCUUUUCAGGACAUCGACAACCUCAUGGCGGAGGGCAACAAGUCGCGGACGGUCGCGGCGACGAACAUGAACUCGGAGAGCUCCCGCUCGCACGCCGUGUUCUCGGUGAUCCUCACGCAAACUCUGACGGACUCGAAAAGCGGGGUCAGCGGCGAGAAGGUCUCGCGGAUGAGCCUGGUAGAUUUAGCUGGGAGCGAAAGGGCUGUGAAAACUGGGGCAGUUGGUGAUAGACUUAAAGAAGGAAGCAAUAUUAACAAGUCCCUAACGACGCUGGGUCUAGUCAUUUCAAAGUUGGCGGAUCAGAAUUCCGGCAACAACAAGAAGAAGGACAAUUUCGUGCCGUACAGAGAUUCUGUCCUUACGUGGCUGUUGAAGGAUAAUCUUGGUGGAAAUAGCAAAACCGUAAUGGUGGCCACUAUAUCGCCGGCCGCCGACAAUUACGAAGAGACGCUGUCGACUCUUCGAUACGCCGAUAGAGCGAAGAGGAUAGUCAAUCACGCCGUAGUUAACGAGGACCCGAACGCCAGGAUUAUUCGCGAACUCAGGCAGGAGGUCGAGACUUUGAAGGAGAUGUUGUUACAAGCCACCGUGCAGGGAUCGAUUGGACAGCAACGCACAGACAUCACGGAGAAACUGUCGGAAUCGGAGCGGCUGAUGAAAGAGAUGUCGCAGACGUGGGAGGAGAAGUUGGUGAAGACCGAGAGGCUGCAGCACGAGCGGCAGCAGGCUCUCGAGAAGAUGGGAAUAAGUGUGCAAGCGUCCGGCAUUCAAGUGGAGAAGAACAAGUAUUAUCUGGUGAAUCUGAACGACGAUCCCAGUCUGAACGAGUUGCUAGUUUAUUAUCUCAAGCAAAGAACUUUGGUGGGUGGUCGCUCGGCCAAGACGGAGCAGGACAUCCAGUUGCACGGCUUGGGCAUCCUGCCGGAACACUGUGUCAUCACGAUCGAGGAAUCGGGCCUGUACAUGACGCCGCUGAACGGUGCGCGAUGCUUCGUGAACGGCACGCAGGUCGUGGAUAAGAGCCUAUUGCAGCACGGUGACCGGAUCGUCUGGGGGAACCAUCACUUCUUCCGCGUGAAUUGUCCGCGAAGUGCCACAGCAAUCAACAGCGAGCCGCAGACACCCGCACAAAACAUCGACUACAACUUCGCUAGGGAGGAGCUCAUGCUCAACGAGCUCUCGAACGAUCCGAUUCAGCGGGCCAUCGCGAGGCUGGAGAAGCAGCACGAGGAGGACAAGCAGGUCGCGCUCGAGAAACAGCGGCUGGAAUAUGAGCGGCAGUUCCAACAGCUGCGCAACAUCCUGUCACCGUCCACGCCGUACUCGCCCUACGUGCCGUAUGAUCCUCUGCGGGGCAGUCAGAGCGGAAAGCUGCCGGCUUGCACGCCAACAACGCAGAUGCGGGUGGAGAAGUGGGCGCAGGAGCGAGACGAGAUGUUCAAAAGGAGCCUGGGUCAACUGAAGACGGAUAUUCUGAAGGCGAACGCACUGGUGCAAGAGGCUAACUUCCUCGCGGAGGAGAUGGGCAAGCAAACGAAAUUCAGCGUUACUCUGCAAAUCCCUCCGAAUAAUCUAAGUCCGAACAGGAAGCGAGGUGCGUUUGUCAGCGAACCUGCAAUCUUGGUAAAAAGAACGAAUAUGGGAAGUCAAGUAUGGUCCAUGGAAAAAUUAGAGAAUAAGUUGGUCGAUAUGCGAGAUAUGUAUGAGGAACGAAAGGACCCCCAUAAUGGUCAGCGAUUACCUGCGAUUAAGGACGAGGUACCGGGAAAAACGCAGGAUCCGUUCUACGAGUCGCAGGAGAAUCACAAUCUCAUCGGCGUCGCGAAUAUUUUCCUGGAGGUGCUGUUCCACGACGUGCGACUGGAUUAUCACACUCCGAUCAUCAGCCAGCAGGGCGAGGUUGCUGGUCGAUUGCAGGUCGAGAUAAGCCGCAUAUCCGGGCAGUUCCCGCAGGACCGGAUCUGCGAGGCCGCCUCGGAGUCCUCGGCGGACUCGACGUCCUCCGAGCCGGACGAUUACUCCGGCGGGUCCAGCCACAUCACCUGCCGCGUCACGAUAAAACAGGCGACGGGCUUGCCGCUCUCAUUGAGCCACUUCGUGUUCUGUCAGUACAUGUUCUGGGGUCAUCCGGAACCCAUAGUGGUCCCGCCUAUGGUGAACGCGGAGCUGCCCAACUCGAAUUGCGUCGCCGGACAGCGGGACUCCCUGACGUUCAAGUUCGAUCACACGAAGGACUUUACCGUGCCAAUCACGGAGGAGUUCAUGGAACACGCAGCCGAAGGGGCACUGAGCAUAGAAGUAUGGGGCCAUCGCAGCGCGGGUUUUUCGCGCAGCAAACCCGGAUGGGAGGUAGAGCAGCAGCAGCUGGCGAAAGCCAGGUCGCUUGCUGAUCGGUGGUCGGAAUUAACGAGAAAAAUUGAGCUGUGGGUGGAGAUACAGGAGCUCAACGAGCAGGGCGAGUACUCACCCGUCGAAGUCGCGUUGAAACAGGAUACGUGUACAGGUGGCAUUCAUCAACUUCGACAAGGUCAACAGCGACGGAUACAGGUCCGUGUGAAGCCAGUACAAAAUUCCGGAACCUUGCCAAUCAUCUGUCAAUCGAUAUUGAAUAUAGCCGUGGGCAGCGUGUCUGUGCGAAAUCGAUUACAGAUUCCGUUGGAUAGUUACCAGGACGAGGACUUGAGUAUAUUGAGGGAAAAGUGGAGCGAUGCCCUGAUGAGAAGACGACAGUAUCUCGAUCAACAGAUCCAGAAGCUCAUCAAUAAGCAAGACAAAACGGAACAAGACAUGGAGCGAGAGCAGAGUCUGGUGGAUCAAUGGGUCAGUCUUACGGAGGAACGGAAUGCCGUUUUGGUGCCUGCGGCGGGUUCGGGCAUUCCCGGUGCUCCCGCUGAUUGGACUCCGCCCGCGGGAAUGGAACCUCACAUUCCCGUAUUGUUCCUCGAUCUCAAUGCUGAUGAUCUCUCAACGCAUCAGUCGGGAGAGGAAGUAUCGGUGACGGGACUAAACUCGAUCCUGCCAAAGGAACACGGAAACAAGUUCUACAAUCUGCCGAUAAUUCGGCACCUGGAAAAAGACGUAUGUGCCAUCGCCGCUUGGGAUUCUAGUAUACACGAUAACGUGCACCUCAAUCGAGUGACCGAUGCGAACGAGAGGGUGUUCCUGAUCUUGAAGACUACCGUACGCCUGUCACAUCCGGCACCAAUGGACCUCGUGUUGCGCAAGAGACUAGCCCUGAACAUCUACAAGAGGCAGAGCAUCACCGACCGGAUCUUCAAGCGGAUCGUUCGCACUGACUGCUUGGCGCAGACCGGCGUCACCUACGAGGUGGUUUCGAACAUACCGAAGGCGAGCGAAGAACUUGAGGAUCGUGAGAGUUUGGCGCAGAUCGCUGCCAGCGGAGAGGAUAACAGCUUGUGUGACGGAGAGACUUACAUAGAGAAAUACACCCGCGGCGUGUCCGCAGUCGAAAGUAUAUUAACGCUGGAUCGAUUACGACAGAACGUCGCGGUGAAGGAGUUGCUACAAGCGCAGGGACAGCCGCUGAUGCGCAAGACUGCAAGUGUCCCGAACUUCUCGCAGAUCAUGAGAUUCGACACGUCGAUGGACGCGUUGAACGUAACUCGUUCGGAGAGUGUGACGGAUCUCAAUACAGAGAUAAACGGUCUCCCGCAUCCGCGACGCGCGUCCACGGGCCACGCGAGAAACGACGAAAACUUUAUAUCCGCACCGCCAAAGUCAUUCGGAAUCGCGUCUCCGAAUAUGGUCAGCAGCAAACUGGGCCUUCGUAUGACUACAUUGCACGAGGAAACGUCGAACGUCGGGAAUCAAGCGUCCACUCCCGUCAAUGACGACGACGAGGAGAAGAGCGACGCCGAUUAUUCUGAAUACGAGGCAUAUCAGGCACCGCCGAAACCGAUAAAACCGCUAACUUCCUCACGCACACUGGAUUCCCUGGUCGAGCUGCAAUCGACGAAGAUUAACACGCCGAGCAUGAGCAGUAGCGGCUACGGCUCCCAGGCGGUCUCGACGACGAAUCUGACGUCGGAGGACUCCAUCUCCAUCAAGUCCAUCAGCGUGGACGAGACGCCGGAUCUCGAGUAUCGCAAUCUUCUCGACAGCAAGAAACCCGAGAAGAUGGACAGUUCCCUCGUCGAGGAGACGCCCGAGGAGUAUCUGGGCGAGAUAAAUUCCGCGUUGGACAAUCUGAGCGUCUCGCAACGCACUUGCACGGAGGAACACACUAGAAAACAUUUGGAGGAAACGGGGGCGUACGCUGACACCGACAUGGACAGCCCGGUCUCGUCGACGAAGAGCGAGAGCGAAAGCAACAGCAACGCGAUCCAUAACGAGACUUUGCGAAAAGAUGCGCACGACCAGGUGUCUCACGACAGAAGGAAAAGCGAGACGGAAACCAACCAGUUGUCCAAUUCGGGAGACGAUAGUUCUAUGGACGGGAGUUCGGUCGUGCAUACGAAACUGCCACCCGGCAAGGUCGUACGAAGAAGAAAGACCUCUAAUGGUACAGGAAGGCCUACCAGUUCGCAACAUAGAGCUUCGUUUCCUAUGGUCCGUCCACAAGUUUCUGAGAGCAAGGCUGCAGCACGCUUGGAACAAACAUUACAACCUAGCAUGUCGUAUGAAAAUGGAGACAACAGUUCUUCGGAGAGGAUCGACGCGGACGACGUUAGCGAUAAGAGUUCGGCGUUUGGUUCGAGGUACGAUCUAACUCGAGUGGAGACUCCCCUACCGGACUGGGUCGUCGUUGGCGAAUCAGUCUUGGUUCGUCCUUACAGUUAUUCCGGAGUUAUAGCAUAUGUUGGUCCUACAGAGUUCGCAUCCGGAAACUGGAUAGGAGUCGAACUCGACGCUCCAACUGGCAAGAACGAUGGUGCUGUUAACGGUCACAGGUAUUUCACGUGCCGGCCGAAGUGCGGCAUAUUUGUCAAAGUCGACAAACUGAUUCAGGAUAGACGAGGAAGGGCGCUCAGAAGUUACACCAAGCAAGAACUCGCGCCAGCACCAUCCACGUCGAUGCGCCGGAGCGUUAGCAAGGGCGAAGGAUUACAUUCCUUGCAUCGCAGUCGCAGCCGGGGGGAAGGCCUCUCCGCAACAGGCACACGUUCUUUUCCACGCGGCAAGUAAACGGAUCACACACAGGAACAUACAUAUAUAUACACACACACACGUAUACACACAUAUACAUAUAUAUAUACAAGCAAUGCUUCACCAUUACUUCGUGUUAAUAAGGAAGACAAGCAACUACAUGAAUAUCCUAAACUUGCUACAUGCCUAUGAUAUAUGUAGCAGCGAUGUUUCAGUCCUUUUAGGCAUUUAGGGCAGCUAUCGAUUAUUACAGAGAGUAAAUACUUUUAAAUAUUAGGUCAUUAAUGUGCGAACUACAUUGAACACACGCAUCCACACAUGGACACACGCGCGCGCGCGAAGCAUAGGACGUUUUACGGAUCGUGCUGUGUGAGCGGCGGGGUGUAUCCAUCAUCUACUUUGCUACUCCUCGGGGGGAGGUAGUGAUCGCAAGUGACGCGUAAAGUGUGCCGGCUGUACGCGUCGGAAGUUAGUUGCGACUCUUGUUUGUUGAUUUUAGACGAUUAUUGCAUUCCACGGUUUUACUUUUUGGACGACUGGUGUUACGAGCUGAUUUAUUAUUAUUAUUGCUAUUAUUAUUAUUAUUAUUAUUGUCAUCAUUUUAUGCGACUGGGAGGUGGCGUUCACUUAACGCGAAUCAACUGUACAUUUCGAGGGUAAUCAAAAGUCGGCGCGACACCUUUCCUUUCGUCCGCGGCCGGCGGCGUCGAGAUGCGCGACGCGGCCACGCGAUUUCAUGUACAUAUUCCACGUAUGACGGUACUCGCAUUUACGGUUUAUCAGUUGUCUGGUUGUGUGUUGAUGACGCGGUCACAGACAGAGCGCGGUCGAAUAUCUCGGGGGAGGGCGUUUUUACCAGGUUUUUUCGUUACACAGGUACGAUACACUUUCCGAAAUUACCGCAGCGGUAAUUUAUACGUUGGAAAAGUGCCCGAUGGAAGAACGAGAAACGCGUUUCACACACACACGCGUGUCUCUAGCCGCGUAUAUAGAUUAUUUAAAAAUUUUAUAUGUAUACAUACACAUCCAUAUACAUAUAUAUACGCGCGCGCGCGUGCGCGCGAUCAUACAUAUACACACAUGCGUACGAUUGUUUCGUAUAUUGUAUUUUUUUAACGCAAUCUGUUAAGUUCCUCUUUGUUGUAACAUAUGUCCCCCGUUAUCAUCUCUCCGUUGUUUUUAUGACACGUGACACUUUAAUUUAUACAAUGCAUAUUCCGUGCGCGCACCUUGCACUUUUGGAGAUUGCGAACCACGGCUUUGACAAUGCCGAUUGUUUCGAGCGGCGGGUCGCAAGUCCGAAGGUACAACUAUCCGAUAGGACCGCAAUAUUAGGUUCGUAGAUGUUAGGUAGUAGAAACUGAAUAAAUGAGCUUGAUCGUAUUGCGCUUCUUCAUAUUGAUCAUGAAUUAGGCCGUCUUCGUCUGACUUUUCGUUCGCGUCACCGAUGUUUUCUCACUUUUCGCACGUGACAUGGAUGUUGCUAGCUGACAAUUUACACGCACUUCGCAUCAUGUUCUUUGAACGCGAUUCGUUGCUUGAACAGCGAUUCUUUUGUAGGAUUUUUUUUCUGUUGUCCGUUUUCGAAGCGACGCUUCAGAGAUUAGGCUUUCCUCGAGAGUUCUUCUCGAAAGCCGCGCGAAAUCAAAGAAGAACACAGGACAGUGACAAGAGAACUCUGUUAUACCUUUCUCUUGAUUUGCGGGAUAGAUCGUGCGGCAACGUGAAUGGGGGGGAGAACAAAAAGAAGAUAAAAAGUAAGCAAUUAACGGCUAAGAUUACUCGAGUAUAUUCGCCCAAAUUAUGAAAACAACUCCUGUCCAAUUAGAACAAUACUUAUAUUAUCAAUAAUGAGUAUAUAUUACACUGUAUGUAAUAUUUAUUGAAUAUAAUGAUAAAAAAAAUCGCGCUACACGGCGCCGCGUGUUUCCCUGCCGCGGCGGGCAGUCUCCCCCUCUCCCCCGAUUUCUUCAUGUAUGUAUAUGACGGGCAUUGCCGCCGCACGGGGAGACGCACUGCGCCGACCAGCGGAAUCUGUCCAUUUUUGGUAAAUCGAGAUUGUUGGGGAAGAAAAAACAAAACUACGCAAAUCAAGACUCCACGUGUGUCACAGCGAUGCUACAUGCCUGCCCGGCAUAACGGUUAAUGAAGGCCCUUUGUUUCGAACACCACGUUUCUUUAUCGGUUUCUGCAUCGGCGAGCCGAUGCGCAAUCGGAAGCACUCGCGUCUCUUUCGAACUAGAACACGCCGGAACUCGCGUAUCACUCGUGGUGCAUCAGGCGAGCUGAAGUUCCAUUCCGCUCGCUUCACCUACUCUCCGCGGACGACGCGGGGACGGCAAUUAAAAAUCCGACGAGUUACAUGCGACUUCCAGCGUGCGACCGAAUGGUGUCUUGAUCACAACCAAGUGUACCGGAUGGUUUUCUAAACCCUUUAUAAGAUACAAUUACGCGCGCAACAGCAAUUUAAAUUAUUAUCAUAAUUUCAUGAAUCGGUCAUUGUUUUACUCUACGACGUAAAAUUGCAAUAUUUUUAUGCAACUUGUACGUAUGAUGUAGUCGUUUAUAUUAAUCUAAUUAAUAUUACUUGAUCGCGAAAAAAUAGAAAAUUGAGAAAAAAGAUAUCGGCGAGAAACCGAGAUUCUUCUGGUUCGUAUAACUCGAAAAUCGAGCCGUUUCAACAGUCGACAAAUCGAUCGAUAUUAUAAUUUAUUAAUUUGUGAAGCAUAAUCCAUGAAAAAAUUCGUGAAAAUUGUAAAUUAAUAAAAUUAGAAAUAAAAAUAUAGAAAUUUAUUGAUGUAUUACAAUAAAAUCAAUUAAUAUUCUCAUUAUACUUCUCCGAAAUGAAAGUUCAUUAUAAGAUUUAUCGGAACGAAACGUUGAAUCAAAGGACUAAUCCGCAGCCUUAUAAGGGGUUCCAAAUAUUAUCUUACGUUACGUUACGUUAUCGGGGAAAAGGAUGUUGGAAGAGCUGCAGCGGAGCAUUUAGCAUUGACAGAGCUUACACAGCCUAUUCCAUCCCGCAAUAAGACAAUGUCCAUUUUUAUCAUGUUAAAGAAGAAUUGUCUAAAGAUAAUCGUUCGCACUGUACUUUGUACCCUAAAGAAGAAAACAAAAAGAUUCUAGAGUGUAAUAUUUUCGACCAAAAUCGGUUUUACGAGUGCGUCUCUGGAUGGGAGUUCCGAGUUUGACAUUAUUCGCGAUUCGUCGCGACGGACCACGCGAGUGUCCAGGUUCCAAGGAACAUGCGCGCGUGCGAUCUACGAUUUCCUUGAUCGGAUCUCCUGACUGAUGGCUGUGAAACCAACCCGUUGAUGUUUUUGCCCUUUCCACGCUGCUCCCUCAUUUCCUCGCGUAAUGCUCUCUCGUGACUCCGUCUCAAGAUGCAUAAUAUAUUCUGAGAACCACCGCGAAAUUCUCCGGAACGGCCUGCCAAUCAAUUUUGCAAAACGUUGCAAUACAAAACGCGCCUUUGACGUGAAAUACAGUUUCGAGCAGUUUAUUUUUUGAGACCGCGAAUUCUCUUCUCUCAAAUUCCGGAGCACGAGAGGAAUUCAUGUACAAGCAUCGUGCACAUUACUACGGACGAACUUGAUGGCCGCGUCGAUACGGCGACACCGAGAGUGUCACAUAUUUGAAAAAUGAAAAAUGUAAUAUUAUAACAUAAUAAGAGCUCCAAGUUCGCCGAGUGUAAUUAGAAUAUAAUUAGAUUCUAAAAUAAUUUAAAAGAACAUAAUUGAAAAUCACGUUGGGUUCACGUCGCAUAAAAGUGAACACACAACUGCAUUUUGCAUUUCGUGGCAACUACAAAUGACGAAGCAAAUUGUUUUGUUCUUAUCUCCACUGAUUCAUUCUUCGGUGAGCGUCAUAUCGAACGCAUUCGUCAGCGGCCGCGCUUUGAAUAUCGUCAAUUAAGCCGGAAAGAAAGUGCGCGCGAAUGCGUAAUAUUAAAUUCGGAACUCUUCUCGACUACUUCACACACAGUGAGACUGUUCGAACGAUCAUGCUAAUGUAAAACCUACACGUGUAUAUGUACAACGUAAGCCUCGAAAUUGGUGUUAUAUUUUAAUGUAAUAUAUUAAGAGAAAAAAAGAAGAAAAAAAAGAAGAAAAGUCGUAAAAGAAGAAAUAAAUGGAUAAAGUGUGCGUGCGAGGAUGAGAUAACGAGAAAUAUAUUGAGAUUCGUAUCGUUCAUCGAGUCACAGUAAUGUAGGAGAGCUCAGCAAGGUGUGCACUCUUGCUUCGUCUCCCUCCCCGCCCCCUCUGCCCUAUUUGUUCCACGCCACGUGAAAUGGCCAAGCUAACAUUUACCGCGACGGCACUAUACGUGUAUAUUAGAUCACACGGCGACACUCACGCAUUGAACUUGGUGUGAUUUACGUAGAGGAUUGUCGCGAACCGUGACAAACGACUCUCGCCACUUUAAACUAGGAAUCCACUUGCUAGAGACGCCACGUUCGUGCCGAAUCCGCUUGGUCCAUGCUGACUCAAUGCGCCAGGCUGGUAAUCCUCCAUAAACCGGAUUAUUCUUUUAAGAAAUCGAAUCAUUCUGAUCCACUAUAUCAAAUCAGAGAGUCUCUUCCUCGAACACUGACACGAGGCUUCAAAUUUUAAUCGAAAUCUAUUUAUCCCCAUUUAUGACUAAAAGUUUUAUUCGAAGAUCUAAAUCAGCCUUGUAAAAAUGCUAAAGAAUUUCCGCACAUUUGGCGCCCGUAUUCCGAAACGAGAAAAUUUUGUAAGAAUUUAGAUACCUUGAUCUGUGUUGGAACAAGAGAUCAGUGCAAUAGCUCUCCACAGGCUUGUAUAAGAGCAUUCUCAAAUUUCAAGGCAACUGAUUUACAGCUAAAACUCUGAUUGCAGGAUUAAAAAGUUAUCCUAAUAAGAAUUCUACAUUCCAAAAUAUUUGAGGAAAAUUAACAUAAAUCUCGACUUCUAAUCGAAACGAGAAAUCUGCCUUGUGCGGUGUCGCGUGGAUCAAACGGGUACUAUAAUUAGCUUAAAUCUCAGAAUCGCCUAAUCGACGUUGCUUCUGUCCACUCAUAAUGAAUUGAGUGAUAAGAGAACAAGAUCAAGACAGAUCACGAUGACGUGGAUAGGGUCGUUAGAUCGGCGAUUCUGUUCUCGCUGUAAGUGUAACGCUUCUUCUUCUGCCGGAAACAAAACGAACGAGUAACAGUUAACACUUAGACGAUAAGAAUUUUGGAAAUUCUUCGUAGCUCGAUAGGACGCUGCGUCGUUUGAUCUGGUUGUAGAUAACUGGGAAUAGGAAAGCCUAUUUUUGCAUUGUGCGAUUAAAGGGAGAACAAAAGGUGUUUAGCCGGUUCGUAUAAUAUUCUCGGCGAAGUGUGCACUCGGACGGAGCGAUAAUGUACGAGGCUCCGGACACAAAGCUCCUAUGCAAGAGGAAAAAAAACAAAGAAAACGACGUUGACAUGUCAAUGCCGUAACGAUUUAUUCAUUACGACACUCAAAUUCGAUGCUCACGAGCAUGCUUAUUACUCGUUUUUCGCUAAAAUCUUCUCGCUUUCUAUUUAUCUUAUUACUUUCGAUCGACUAAUUAGCGGCUAAGCUAAACGUGUAUCAUAAUUUAUCGUAUCGCGUAUCGUUUAUCGAGCGGAUCCGCUAAGUCCCCCUUACGCAAUUGAACGAUUCAUUGUACGACACACGAGGGGUAAUAUCGAUUGACGAUGCACGAAACGAACGUUUCGACGGCACGUGCAAGAUUGCAAUAGAGGAGCAUUUUCACUAUGAUUCGUGUAAGUAGUUGCGCGAAGAUCAUUCGUGUAUCUCACGAAUGGCGCAUAGCAAUAGCACAAUAAUUUCCUCGACGCUGUACGUCAUACGAGAAAUUCAUGAUUUACAUAAAAAAAAGUGCAUCGUUCACGGAACACGUUCAUGUAUGAAUACAAAUUUUUCGUGAUGCGAAAACGCGACAAGAAUCAUCUCGCGACAAAUAUUUCAUUCCAAUGCGUAUACGCGAAUGUGAAGCAAUUUUUGAUAAUUUUCAGAUUCUCACGCGAACGAUGUCGUGCUAGUACACGAUGCGAGGAUGAUACAAUCGCGAAAUGCUGGGAAUCGGUCAUGUGUCUAUGAUACGUAAAGUGUACACGAAGGCGUCGUUCAAGCGACAUUCAUUUCGCACCGUGCGCAGCAAUCGAAAUCGCGUCGUCGAUCUGACGCGACUCAAAUUUCAAUACUUAGAGCAUAGGUAGCGAUUGAAGAAAAAAAAGAACUAGUAGGUACUUCUGUGUACUGGUCCUGGUGUGCAUUUUGGCACAACACUUCGCGUUUACUUCCGCAAAAAUGUUUAAUUUAAAAUUUAAUUUAAAUUAAAAUCAAUUAAAAAGUUUGAACUACACGUUUUUAAAACGUUCCUUCAUUAAUUUUGAUUGACUAUAAAGAAUUCAAUUAAGAGUGAGGUAUCUCGAUUCAGUUGGCACGUCCAUUAGGAUUGAACGACCACAUCUCACCCGCAGAAUCUCAGGUGUCUCAUAUAUUAACUUGCACACAUGCCCAGUUACACGAGUACGCACUAGUGGCACAUGUUCGACUUUAGCUCGGAGAAAAAAAAGAAAGGCAAGAAUAAGGGAGAUGUAAGUAGCGAGUAUAUUCCAUGUAAUAUUUCUUCAGGCGAGAGCUACUCAUUCUUUUUGUAGCUGCAUUUGUAGGCAUUUUUGAACGCGCGAUUACCUAUCCUUUUGCCGCGAAAGCGAGAAUGUACUUUUCGAUCUCGUAGACCGUCUAAGAGCUAAUUAUCAUUAUUAUUAAUUAUGAAUUAUUAUUAUUAUCAUUAACGAGGAAUACAUUUAGAACUGUGUCGUAAAGUCGAGAGAUGAAUUACCGUGUAAUAGUAUUAUUUUAUAAGCAGUCAAUAAUAUUAAUAUCUAUAUCGAAGAAUAAGACAGAAAAAAACACCGUAUCACCCUCUCCUCCAGAAUCCUUAACAUCCUCCCUUAACGUCCACGAAAGAGUCGUAUGUUCAUUUCAUGAAACUCGUUUCGUCUCUCUCUUUCUCUCUCUCUCUUUCUCUCACUUCUUCGAGAGAGGAGUAUCUAUACCUCUAUUGUUAAUAAUAAUACACACACACAUACCGCGCGACAUACCGUGCAUAUAGAAGCUGAUACAAAUAUGACUUAAACAAUAAGGUGUGUACAUUUUAAUUUUUAUGAAUAUAAUAAAAAAAUAUAAUUUAAUGUUCUA